GUGUCGCUGACGUCACAGACCGGAGUUCUAGCCAACUCUUUGGAACGUUCGGAAGGUAACUUUUGUGUUCCUUCGGAACUUUGUGUAGCAAUUUCGGGAGCAGCGAUGGCGCCUGAGCGCGGAAGUGAUGGGCGCUCGCAGCCCGGCUGCAGCGCUACCGAGGGUCUGCCUCAGGCUUUCUUGCACAGCCUGAGGACCCUCUUCGACAUCUUGGACGACCGCCGUCGAGGCUACGUGCACUUGCGGGAGAUCGAGUCCCGGUGGCUGCAGCAAGGGAGCGAAGCUGGGGAGUUGCCCCGGGGCGUCUUGGAAGGGCUGCGGCGAGCCGCCCCGGCCAGCGGCUACCUCACCUUCGAGCGGUUCGUGCUGGGCUUGAGAUCCUCGCUCCUCAGCCCAGACAAAGGAGGCACCUCACCGGGCCCCGCCAACAAAGGCCCCGGGCGCCCCGGCGCCCCUGCUCCGAAAAGCAGAGGAGAAGCGGAGAAGGGGUGCGGACGCGGCGCCGGCGAGUGCGCCUCCCGGUCCCAGGAGAAGAUCGCCAGCGCGCCGGCGGAAUGCAAGAGAGCAGCAACCAAAGGUGGCAGUGGUGGUAUCCGAAAGCUGGCAGGGCAGGCUCAGUACGAGAGCACCUCCAAGCUGGUAGCAGAAGUGCGGAGGCAGCCAAGAGGCCGUGGUGAGCACAGAAGACACACCAUCACCAACGGGGUGGACUACAGCAUGCUGAAGCAGCUGAAGGAGCUGGAGAAGGAGAAGGACUUAUUGCUGCAAGGGCUGGAGCUAGUGGAGAAGGUGCGCGAGUGGUACCACCAGCAGAUCCAUGCUCUCCAGCAACGCCAGAAGCAGCUGGGCAGCGGAAGAGUUCACAUUGACUUGUUCGCAGAGGGCACCCUGAGCCACCAUCUCCUGCUCAAACUGCAAGCGCUGAAUCACUACCUCAGCGAGCUAUUGCCUCUCUCAGCAAAGCCACUGAACCCCAGUUUUGCAUUGGGGCAUGCGCCACCCUCUGCGCUCACGACCUCCCCUCCUCUCGUCGGAUCUCAGCAGGCCUUCAACAUGUUGAAGGAGCAGAAUCGUCUGCUCACCAUGGAGGUGACAGACAAAAGCGAGCGGAUCACCCAGCUGGAGCUGGAGAAGUCUGCUCUGAUCAAGCAGCUGUUUGAAGCGCGUGCUCACAGCCACCACGAAAGCAACCUGCUGGACUCCACCUUCAUCUAAGACCACCUUUGGACAUUGUGCAGGGCUGCAGGGAGCCACCAGCCCCAGCAGCUUGCAGGAUCCUGUGCAGCUGCAAACAAGGUGGCGACCUACACCUUGCCCUCACCCCUGCGCCAACUGGCCUUGGAUCCCUUUUACCUUGUGGCCAAGGCCUGAAAUCAUGACAUUGGGUGCAAUUUACUCUCCUGACGGUUGGGGAAAGGAGCGUUGAUGUGCAGGCCUGCAUUGCUCCAACCCAACCCAUUUCAGGAUCCAGAUUUGGAUUAGCUGCUGUUCCACCCCACCCCCCGGAAAUGCCGGCGGUGUUUGGUGUUUUUAUUUUAACUCCUGCCCUAUGACUCCAUUCCACUGAGUGUGGAUGUGGAAUUGGGGCUUUCACUCCAGUAUUGAUGGUCCGACCCGUUUCCCAUGGUUAGAAGUCUCUUCCUUGACAUGAGAAAGGAGAUUAAUGGUUAUCUUUAGGGUACCUGCAACUCAAUUAUCUUUAGAAUAUCUACAACUCAUUGACAAGCAUUCCACAUUGGGGGGACCGCAUGUACUCCAUGCUGGACCCAGCGGCAGAAUGUAAGCAUUCACACACACACCCCAGGGUGUUUGUGUGGGGCACCCCCCCCCAAGGGGGCCUGGGAUGAAGGAAGCCCGCUGCGGCUUGCUGAUUCUUCUCCACUCCACCCCUGGGUCAGUCCUGACCUGGGAGCAGAGCUUCAAGCUGGGUGCACACUGGAGCCAGGCUCCAGUGGGAGUCUGUUGUGGGGGCACCUGGUCAUGCCUCCUCCCAAAAAUGUGCCUGGGGAAACAGCCCCCCCCCCA
Podarcis muralis (Common wall lizard) is the source of this 2025-nucleotide messenger RNA. RefSeq names its product suppressor APC domain containing 2 (gene SAPCD2). Lineage: Eukaryota; Metazoa; Chordata; Lepidosauria; Squamata; Lacertidae. The record is from RefSeq and is a predicted model, not a curated record.